AUGUCAACUGUUUCAAAGCGUCAAAACGCUAACACCAAUAGCGUCAGCAACUCUGAUGUUGAUUUCAGCUCCAACCUUACCGAUAAGCAACGUAAGGAGCUAGAGGACCUCAAGAAGCCAGCCAAAGCCAAUGAAUUCGGUGGUGCCAUCGGAACUCCAUUGCUUACAUUUGGUUUGCCAAUCUUGGUCUACUGGUUGUGGGCAUCGCUCGAGUUUAACCAAGGUUACCCAUUGCGUCCAGAGGAAUUGAGCGUCGCCGGAUUCCAAAAGUUCUUUGUUGACCUCUACUACCUCGUCAUCUCUUAUGCCUACCCAACCAAGGAAGCCGCCGUUAUCUACUUUGCCUGGUUCUUCUUCCAAGCAUUCUUGCAACACUUUGUCCCAGGAAAAGCCACCCUCGGUAGUCCCCUCCCAGGUGGUAAGCGUUUGCCAUACGUUCUCAACGGUUGGGCUUCAUGGUGGAUCACCAUGAUUGCCGUUCCAGCCGGUGCCUACUUUGGAUUGUACAAAGCAACCAUCCUCUACGACCACUACGCCCCAAUGUUGACCGUCGUCAACAUCUGGUCGUUCGUCUUUACCAUCCUCUUGAAGAUCCACGCCAAGAUCAAGGAUGAGGAAGAGCGUAUGUCUGGUUACUUCUUCUACGAUUUCUGGAUGGGAUUUGCCCGUAAUCCACGUAUUGGUUCAUUCGAUCUCAAGUUGUUCUGUGAAGCUCGUCCAGGUUUGAUCCUCUGGGUCUUGUUCAACUUCUCCAUUGCCGCCAAGCAAUACGAGCAAUUCGGAUUCAUCCCAAUUUCAACCAUCAUGGUUUCCGCCUUCCACGCCUGGUACAUCGCUGACUACUACUACCACGAAGAAGCUAUCCUCACCACCAUGGACAUUAUCACUGAGAAGUUUGGUUACAUGUUGGUCUAUGGUGAUCUCGCCUGGGUUCCAUUCACCUACUGCUUCCAAACCUACUACAUCUUGAAGCACACCGAUGCCGCCGGUAAGCCAAUCCAAAUCACCAACGAGUACGCUCUCCUCGUAUUGGCCAUCUUCUCUGUCGGUUUCUACUUGUUCCGUUGGGUCAACUCACAAAAGCACGCUUUCCGUCGUAAUCCAGAGAAUCCAAUCUGGGGUAAGCGUCCAGAGUUUAUCGCCACCAAGCGUGGUACCAAGUUGUUGGUAUCCGGUUUCUGGGGUAUCUGCCGUCAUCUCAACUACACUGGUGAUAUCAUCAUCUCAUGGGCCUGGUGUUUGCCAUGUGGUUUCGACUCAAUCGUUCCAUACUUCUACGGUAUCUACUUUACCACUCUUGAUUUCCAUCGUUGCCACCGUGAUCAUCGUGCAUGCCUUGAGAAGUACGGAGAUGACUGGAAGGAGUAUUGCCGUCGUGUACCAUACGUAUUCAUCCCAUACAUCUUCUAA
This is a messenger RNA of Heterostelium album PN500, 1410 nucleotides long. RefSeq names its product Delta14-sterol reductase. Gene Ontology annotation, biological process: sterol biosynthetic process. The transcript has a single exon. Gene Ontology annotation, cellular component: endoplasmic reticulum membrane. The record is from RefSeq and is a predicted model, not a curated record. Lineage: Eukaryota; Evosea; Eumycetozoa; Acytosteliales; Acytosteliaceae. Gene Ontology annotation, molecular function: oxidoreductase activity, acting on the CH-CH group of donors, NAD or NADP as acceptor. The coding region runs from base 1 to 1410 and encodes 469 amino acids.